UUCUGUCAUUUGCCAUCCCGGUCACCGGUGUGUCGUGUCUCGCGCCCCGAAAGCUUCCCCGAACUUCAGUUCUGCAGAGCUUGAUGGAUUGAUGAGGUGACGUCAGCAGGCAGCUACCUCGAACAGCACGGGUAGGAGGGGGGGAUUAAUCUGUGCGCGCUCGGCUGAGAGAGAGCGCGCAAGCCAGAGGAGAGACGCGACGCGACGCGCUCACUAAUCUCCAGGGGAAAAAAAAACAAAAACAAAUAAAAGAAAAAAACAACGGUACAGAGUCAACAGAGGUCAAAAGCACCGAUAUUACGUCCGGUUGCAGUUUGGAGAAGCGCUGCUGAAGAGUUUGUGGGAAACAAACACACAGUCGUGGAGGAUGAGGUUGCGCUUUGAAGCCCUGAGGGCAUUUUAUUAAGUGAACUCUGACCCCUGGAGCUUCAGGAGUGUGCGUGUGUCCUCUGAGACCUACACAAGCCCCGCUCUGUCCUGUGUCUCUCAUUGUAUCAGACCAAUGAGGUUCCACGCGAGCCUCUAAAUUGCAGCGCAAGCCCAACAAGCCUGCACCCCCUGCUGUUUUUUAUUUUAUUUUUGAUGGACAGCACGGACUAGUAAAAUGCAUUGGAUCUCUCUGCUGCUAGCUGGCUUCACUUUUUGGGGCAAAGUGUCUGUGUACAACUGCUUAGAUUAUGAAGAGAGCUUUGACUAUUAUGAAGAGGCGAAAACGGAGACCAUAGACUACAAAGAUCCCUGCAAAGCUGCGGUCUUCUGGGGAGAUAUCGCCUUGGAUGAGGAGGAUCUGAAAAUGUUCCAGGUGGACAGGACGAUAGACCUCGCGAGGCACCAACACAUGAGGCAGGGGCACACGUCAGGUGGAGCAGAAGAGCACGACUCCACUAAAAAGCGAGGACAGCUAUACCUCCUGCUAGAGAGGAUACGAAGGCUGGGUUUUGACUCAUCUAUGAACUCCAGUAAGGCAGAGAGCCCCAGAGCUGCCCCAGUGGGCAGUGUGGAAAGAGAGAGAAGGGUGAGAGGGGGGAAAUCUCGUGUCCCUCGAGCCGCCACAUCCAGAGCAGAGAGAAUCUGGCCCGGAGGUGUCAUCCCUUACGUUAUAGGAGGCAACUUCACUGGCAGUCAAAGAGCAAUGUUCAAGCAGGCCAUGAGACACUGGGAGAAACAGACCUGCGUGACCUUCGUUGAGAAAACAGACGAAGAGAGCUACAUCGUUUUCACCUACCGGCCCUGCGGAUGCUGCUCCUAUGUGGGUCGCCGUGGCAACGGGCCUCAGGCCAUCUCCAUUGGGAAGAACUGUGACAAGUUUGGAAUCGUGGUUCACGAGCUGGGUCACGUGAUUGGAUUCUGGCACGAGCACACGCGGCCUGAUCGCGACGAUCACGUGACCAUCAUCAGAGACAACAUUCAGCCCGGUCAGGAGUAUAACUUUCUAAAGAUGGAGCCUGGUGAGGUAAACUCUCUGGGUGAGCCGUACGACUUUGACAGCAUCAUGCAUUACGCCAGGAACACUUUCUCCAGGGGAAUGUUUUUGGACACCAUCCUCCCCUCUCGUGACGAGAACGGCGUCCGGCCUGCGAUCGGACAGAGAACCAGACUGAGCAAAGGAGACAUUUCCCAAGCCAAGAAACUCUACAGAUGUCCAGCGUGUGGCGAGACACUGCAAGACUCAGCGGGCAACUUUUCAUCUCCGGGUUACCCAAAUGGAUACCCUUCAUACACACACUGUGUGUGGAGGAUCUCGGUCACACCUGGGGAGAAGAUAGUUCUCAACUUCACCACCAUGGACCUUUACAAGAGCAGCCUGUGCUGGUACGACUACAUAGAGGUGCGGGACGGGUACUGGAGGAAAGCCCCACUUCUAGGUCGUUUUUGUGGUGAUAAGAUCCCAGAAACACUGAUCUCCACUGACAGUCGGAUGUGGAUCGAGUUUCGAAGCAGCAGUAACUGGGUGGGAAAAGGCUUCUCUGCCGUGUAUGAAGCGGUGUGUGGUGGGGACAUCAAUAAAGACUCAGGGCAGAUUCAGUCUCCAAACUACCCAGAUGACUACAGGCCCUCUAAGGAGUGUGUGUGGAGGAUCACCGUGUCCGAGGGCUACAGCGUGGGCCUCAGUUUCCAGGCCUUUGAGAUCGAGAGGCACGAUAGCUGUGCAUACGACUAUCUGGAGGUUAGGGACGGCCUGUCUGAGAGCAGCCCCCUGAUUGGUCGAUUCUGUGGCUAUGACAUCCCUGAAGACAUUCGUUCCACCUCCAACACACUGUGGAUGAAGUUCGUUUCAGACGGAACUGUGAAUAAAGCCGGCUUUGCUGCUAAUUUCUUUAAAGAGGAGGACGAGUGCACGAAGCCAGAUAACGGUGGCUGUGAGCAGAGGUGUGUGAACACAUUAGGAAGCUUCAAGUGCGCAUGCGACCCUGGAUACGAGCUGGCCCCGGACAAAAAGAGUUGUGAGGCUGCAUGCGGAGGUCUGCUGUCCAAACUGAACGGCACCAUCACCACCCCAGGCUGGCCGAAGGAAUACCCGCCCAACAAGAACUGCAUCUGGCAAGUUGUGGCUCCUACGCAGUACCGCAUAUCUGUGCAGUUUGAGGCCUUUGAACUGGAGGGGAAUGAGGUGUGUAAGUAUGACUUUGUGGAGGUGCGGAGCGGCCUCUCUUCUGACUCGAAGCUUCACGGGAAAUAUUGUGGUACAGAAGUUCCAGAGGUCAUCACUUCCCAGUACAACAACAUGCGCAUCGAGUUUAAGUCGGACAACACGGUUUCAAAGAAAGGCUUCAAAGCGCACUUCUUUUCUGAUAAGGACGAGUGCUCGAAGGAUAACGGUGGAUGUCAGCACGAGUGCAUCAACAUUAUUGGCAGCUAUGUCUGCCAGUGUCGCAAUGGAUUUGUACUGCACGAGAACAAGCAUGACUGCAAAGAAGCGGAGUGUGAACACAAGCUCCACAGUCCCACCGGCACCAUAAGCAGCCCCAACUGGCCUGAUAAGUACCCCAGCAGGAAGGAGUGUACCUGGGACAUCACUGCCACUCCGGGCCACCGUAUCAAAAUCUCGUUUAACGAGUUUGAAAUCGAGCAGCACCAGGAGUGCGCAUACGAUCACCUGGAGGCCUUCGACGGCGACUCGGACAAAACUGCUAUUUUGAGUCGGCUCUGCGGUAGCAAGCUUCCGGAACCCCUCGUCUCCACGGGCAACAGGAUUUACCUUCGCUUCAUCUCUGACGCCUCGGUGCAGCGCAAGGGUUUCCAUGCUACACACUCCACAGAGUGUGGAGGCAGGCUGAGGGCGGAGGCGAGGCAGAAGAACCUGUACUCUCACGCACAAUUCGGAGACAAUAACUAUUCGGGCCACACAGACUGCGAGUGGCUCAUAACAGCCGAGGCAGGGUACAGCAUCGAGCUGACCUUCACCACAUUUGAGCUGGAGGAGGAAGCAGAGUGUGGAUAUGACUACAUCGAACUGUAUGAUGGACACGACACGUCAGCACACAAACUAGGACGCUUCUGUGGUUCAGGGCCACGUGAGGAACUGUAUUCAGCCAGCGACGCCAUGCUGAUUCGCUUCCACAGCGACGACACCAUCAGUAAGAAAGGCUUCCACAUCCGCUACACCAGCACCAAGUUCCAGGAGGAGUUACACACACACAAGUAACACACAAUGCAAACACACACACACACACACACACACACACACACACACACACACACACACACACACACACACACACACACACACACACACACACACACACAAACACGCCUCCAGGACAAAUGGUGCCACAAUCUGAAAAAGGAGUUGCACACAAAUGCUCAAGAGUAAAAGUUACUCAACAGCUUCCCUGCACUGGAUUCUCCUCCAUGUUCAUCAGACUCCCAGCUCUGUCCCUAUCCUCGAGCAAGCUCUGUCCAUUUUGCCACAGACACUCAAUCAGACCGACUCUUGUCUAUACAAUACACACAAAUACACCAAAUAAUAUUCUACGACCUGAAAAGCUUCUCAGCAAGAGAGAAGCCUAUUGUGGAUGCUGCACAAGAAAAAAGACAAUGUCUUAAAAGGUCAUUUUCGAGCCUGUGAAAAAAAGAAUUGUGUUAUGUGUCAUAAUUGUACAAGAAGUGUGCUUCUGAGCAACUAAGCUGCUGUUGCCACACUGUAACUUUAAAUGCGUGUGCACUAAUCUGCAUGUUUUCAUUGAGGCGUGUGCACAGGCCUGUGGGAGUUUUCUUUAAAAAAAAAAAAGAAAGAAAAAAAAACAUGAAAUCAAAAAGAAUUCUUUAAUGUUAUGACAUCUGUGGCUGUUUACAUGGUAUGAUAUUUAAUUUAUAUAUGAACAUAAAGAAGUAUGCAGAGAUAAAGAGCAACCAUAGAAUCAUAAUCUCAUUACUUCUACAGACUUCUACAGACGAAAUCUUUUUUAGCAUCAACAGGCUUGUUCCAGAAAUCAUUUCGCUCUCAUAUAUAGUAUUGUUUUCCUUCCUGUCCAUGAACCAUGAAGUUCAUACAUGAAAUUUGUCUUAUUUGUUUAUGAGCGUGGGUGUACACAAGUGUUUAUUUUUUUUAUUUUUUAUUUUUUGUUGUAUUUUUUUUUACAAAAGCUGUAAUGCAGAAGCAAAGCCUUGUAUGAAGUGAUUGUUACAGCUGUGAAAACCCCAUAAUCCUGUGCGCUUAACAUGCACUUAGCACAGAGGAUGAGGAAGAGAGACUCUAUCCAGCUGCACUAGCUAUUCAUGCUCUCAAACAUUUCCAGUAUUGUUGGAAGCAACAAAACUACAACCACAAGGAGUCAACUCAGUCACAGGAAGUCGAUUCAGUAAUAAGAAGUCGAUUCAUCCAACAAGUAGUCUAUUCAGUGACACGGAUCCUUUCCUUGGAUGAUUGAGACAUUUUCCUUGAACUCCUAUUCAUUCUGAGGUUUAUUCUCCUCGAAACACAAUACAAGUGAAGGGAAAUCCUAAUGGUGCUACUCAGAGCUUCAGAACUUCAGAUCCUGUGAGGCAACGAUCCAGACACUCGGUGCGCACUGUUCCUGAUUUACAGGCAGCGCUGAAGGAGCGCUGUGACAUUAGCACACUCGCAUCACUGACGGUGCCACUAUCAUGGACGAGCAACUAUGGCCUUAGAACCAAAAUCUAUAUUAUUGCACAUGUGGAUGUUUGUUGUGUCAUUGUUAUCUUUUUUUUAAUUAUUAAUGUAUUUUAUUUGAUAUUGAAUUUAAUGUACUUGAAGAAUCAUCAUUAAAAAAAACAAAGUCUGA
Messenger RNA from Tachysurus fulvidraco (yellow catfish), 5246 nucleotides. RefSeq names its product tolloid-like 1 (gene tll1). The coding region runs from base 605 to 3646 and encodes 1013 amino acids. The record is from RefSeq and is a predicted model, not a curated record. The transcript has 22 exons. Gene Ontology annotation, biological process: proteolysis. Lineage: Eukaryota; Metazoa; Chordata; Actinopteri; Siluriformes; Bagridae. Gene Ontology annotation, molecular function: zinc ion binding; metalloendopeptidase activity; calcium ion binding.